Molecule: messenger RNA, 246 nt
Organism: Linum tenue
Lineage: Eukaryota; Viridiplantae; Streptophyta; Magnoliopsida; Malpighiales; Linaceae
Source: the annotation of a GenBank genome assembly
AUGGGUGUCAGGCGCUCUUCAGAAAUACAGACGGAGCUCGGGGUGAUUUGCAGGAACAUCAGAAAGUUAUUGGAGGAGACAGGUGGUGGGACAUUACAAUAUGUUAGUCGAAAGGCUAAUAAAGCUGCGCAUAUCAUGGCGCAUACGAAUAUUCUGUGGGAUAUAGCGGAUGUUUGGUUUGAUAGACCUCCGCUGAAUCUGAUUGAUCAGCUUAAACUUGACGAUGUGACAAUUCCAAAUCAUUGA